Falco peregrinus (peregrine falcon) is the source of this 4205-nucleotide messenger RNA. It is a transcript of the gene SLC12A9, whose product is annotated as solute carrier family 12 member 9. The record is from RefSeq and is a predicted model, not a curated record. Gene Ontology annotation, biological process: potassium ion homeostasis; chloride ion homeostasis; chloride transmembrane transport. Gene Ontology annotation, cellular component: membrane. The transcript is spliced from 13 exons. The coding region runs from base 61 to 2766 and encodes 901 amino acids. NCBI's taxonomy places the organism in Eukaryota, Metazoa, Chordata, Aves, Falconiformes, Falconidae. Gene Ontology annotation, molecular function: potassium:chloride symporter activity.
ACUGGGACCGGGACCGGGACCGGAACCGGCGCCGGGCGCGUUUCGGGGCCGGGCCGGGCCAUGGCGAGCUCGGAGCGGAGCGCGCUGCUCACGUACCGCCUGUGCGGCGGCUCGGGCGAGGAGGAGCGGGGCCGGGAGCGCGGCCGGGCCGCCGCCGCCGCCGCCCCCCGCAAGCUGCCCACCUUCUUGGGCGUUGUGGUGCCCACGCUGCUUUCCAUGUUCAGCGUCGUCCUCUUCCUGCGCCUCGGGUUCGUGGUGGGCCAUGCUGGGUUGUACCAAGCCCUGGCCAUGUUCGCAGUGGCAUACUUCAUCAUCGGCAUGACGGUGCUCUCCGUGUGUGCCAUCGCCACCAACGGGGCACUGGAUGCCGGAGGAGCCUACUAUAUGAUCAGCCGUGCCCUGGGCCCGGAGUUCGGGGGCAGCAUCGGGAUCAUGUUUUUCCUGGCCAACGUGUGUGGCAGUGCCCUCUACGUGCUGGGGCUGGUGGAGGCGGUGGUGGACAGCUUUGGGAUCCCACCUGGGCAAAAAGUGGGCACAGGCGUCCACGUCCUGCCCCAGAGCUACUGGUAUGAGCUGCUCUACGGUACCGUGCUGCUGGCCCUCUGCCUCGUCGUGUGCCUUGUGGGUGCCUCCAUCUACGCCAAAGCCACCUUCCUUAUCUUCCUCAUCGUCGCAGGUGUCCUAGGCACCAUCCUCAUCAGCUUCUUUGCUACACAGCCCCUUGGGGUGCCCAUCCAUCUGCCCCACUUCAAUGUCUCCGAGACUGAGAAUGGCUCCUUCACCGGCUUCUCCCUUGCCACCCUGCGAGAAAACCUGGGGGGUGGGUACGGGGUGGACUACACCACCGGGCAGGUGAUGAGCUUCAGCUCCGUCUUUGCGGUGAUGUUCAAUGGCUGCACCGGCAUCAUGGCAGGCUCCAACAUGUCAGGAGACCUGAAGCGCCCAAGCUACUCCAUCCCGCGGGGCACUAUCUCUGCUGUGCUCUUUACCUACCUCGUCUACAACCUGCUGGCUUUCCUCAUGUGUGCCACCUGCAACAGGAUCCUCCUGCAGAAAGACUACGGCUUCUUGCGUGACAUCAGUAUCUUCCCACCCUUGGUCACCGUGGGCAUCUAUGCUGCCACCCUCUCUGCGGCCAUGAGCAACCUCAUCGGGGCAUCCCGCAUCCUCUAUGCCCUGGCCCGGGAUGAUCUCUUUGGCCGGGCGCUGGCGCUGGCUAAGAAGACAUCUUCCAGUGGGAACCCAGUGAUGGCGGUGAUCCUCUCCUGGCUGGUGGUUCAGCUGGUGCUCUUCUCUGGGAAGCUCAACACCAUUGCAGGGGUUGUGACCACCUUCUUCCUCCUGGUUUAUGCCACUGUCAACCUGGCCUGCCUGGCACUGGAGUGGGCAUCAGCCCCCAACUUCAGGCCCACCUUCCGGUACUUCACCUGGCACACGUGCCUGCUGGGCAUUGCGGGCUGCUGCGUCAUGAUGUUCCUCAUCAGCCCCGUGUCAGCCUCAGCGAGCCUGGGCUUCCUCCUCGUCCUCCUCCUUGCUCUCCACUACCUCUCACCCAGCAGCACCUGGGGCUACAUCAGCCAGGCUCUCAUCUUCCACCAGGUGCGGAAGUACCUGCUGAUGCUGGAUGUGCGGAAGGACCAUGUCAAGUUCUGGCGCCCACAGAUGCUGCUGAUGGUGCAGAACCCACGGGGCAGUGCCCGCCUCAUCGACUUUGUCAAUGACCUCAAGAAGAGCGGUCUCUAUGUCCUGGGCCAUGUCGAGCUGCAGGACUUGGACAUGCUGCCCUCAGACCCGCUCCAGCCCCAGCAGGACUCGUGGCUGAGCUUGGUGGACAAGCUGAACGUCAAGGCCUUUGUCAGCCUCACCCUUGCGCCCUCGGUGCGACAUGGUGUCCGGCAGCUCCUCUUCACCUCUGGCCUUGGUGGGAUGCGUCCCAACACACUAGUGCUGGGCUUCUACGAUGACGCAGAACCGCAGGAUGGUCUAGCCCAGCACCCUGCCUUCACCAGCGCCCGCGAGGAGGUCCCCCUGGGCUUCCCCCCUCUGCGGGCGCCCACCGCCCCCAAGCUGCUGUCAGCCCGGGAGUACGUGGGCAUCGUGGCUGAUGCCCUGAAGAUGCUUCGCAAUGUCCUGCUGGCCCGGCAGCUGGAGAGCCUGGACAAGGCCUGGGAGUUGCGGCGGGCUGCCAGCCCCCCACCCACCAUCCACGUCUGGCCCGUCAACCUGCUGCGGCCUGACAGCGCCCGCUAUGCUGACACCUGCAGCCUUUUCCUGCUGCAGAUGGCCUGCGUCCUCAACAUGGCGCGGGCCUGGCGCCGGGCCCGCCUGCGCCUCUUCCUCUGCGUGGAGGCAGGCGCCAUGCCCCAUGCCCAGGAGGAGAAGCUGCGCCAGCUCCUCAAGGACUUGCGCAUCCAGGCCCAGAUCCAGCUGGUGCCCUGGGACACCAUCACCCGCCUACACUGGCAAACCUGCCGGGGACCCCCUGGGGGGCCUGCCGGAGAGGUGGAGGAGGAGGAGGAGGAGGAAGGGUCCGUGAACUUCCCGGUCAAUGCUGCCCAAGUGUCGGAUGAGUACGUCUGCGCCGCCAACAAACUCGUCCUGGAGCAGAGCCCUGCGCCAGCCGUGCGCUUCCUCUAUUUGCCGCGGCCGCCGGCCGACACCAGCCUCUACCCGCUGUACCUGCACCAGCUGGAGCUGCUCACCCGUGGGCUGGGCCCCACCGUGCUGGUGCACGGGGUGAGUGCCGUCACCAGCACCCAGCUGUAGGUCACCCCCGAGUUCCCCCUCGGCUCCCUGCACUCUCUUUCGCCCAGUGCCUUUAGCAGCCCGAGCCUGGGGCUGCCCCCAGCCCUGGCGUCCUCACCCUGGUGGGCAGGGAGGGGUCUGUGCCCCCAGGCUGGGAGGUUGGGGGGUGUGUGUGUGUGUGUGUGUGUUGGGGGGAUGGAUUGGUUUUUGGGGGAGUGUCUCCUGCAGAGGAUUAAAGCUGGCCCUGGCAGGAUCCGGGCACAGCCCUGGCACCGGCUGCGCAGCGCGGUGCAUUCACGGUGCCUUUUCUUUGGGGUGGGUGGGGAGGGGGGGAUAUUGGGGUCCCAGGGAAUGCCAAGCACGGGGUGGCCCAGUUGGCUGCUGGGAGCCCCUUGGUUGCACCCUGCACCCCCUCCCUCCCCCUGCUUCCCCCUCCCACAGCCCCCAGCCUCUCCUCCGCCAGCUCCUCCGGGCACCCAGCCAGCAGCGGGGAUUGAUUAAAGGCAGCCUCGACCUUGGUGCCCCGGCUCCCCGCCAUCCUCCCUGCCUUUCAUUAGGAAAAAUUAAAUGGGAAGGAGUGGGGGAGGGGAGCCCGGAUGCCUGGGUUCCCUGCGUGAGGCUGGGGGUGGUGGCAGGGGGGAGCAGUCAGGUGCUGGCCAUGAUGGCUGUGGGUAUGGCACUCUGGAUCUUACUCAGCAGCCCCAGUACUGCUUUAAUCUGUAGCUUCCCCCCACCCCCACCAUGGGGUCUGAGCUUCUGGUCCUGGCAGGGAGGGAUGGAAAUGAUCCGGGGUCUGGGGGGGCUCACCCAAACACCUGGGUCCUCUGGCCUUGCUCUGGGACCUGUUUCAUGGGGCGUUGCCAUCUCCCUGCACCCAUCGUGACCUGCACGGAGGAGCUGGCUUUUGCCCCUUGCCCUUCCCUUAUUGAUUAUAGAGGAGGGCAGGAAAUUGCCUGGGCGCUGGGUGAUAAAUCCAUCGGGUACCUGGCAGAUGGGCAGCAUGCCCAGACCCUGCCUGAUGGAUUGCUUCCUAUUAGCCCCGGCACGGUGGAGGGGGCUGCUCCGGGCCAGGCUGGACGCCAGUGGCAGGGACAAGCAUGGCACUGCUGCCUGUGCCCCUUCUCCACAAGCCUGGCACUGCCCGUUGCUACUCUGCUCAGCCGGAGGGCUGGAAAAACCCAGGAGGCUGGGUGCUGCUGGGGAGAAAAAAGGGCGGGGGGGCAUUGCUCCCCACACUUUGCAGUGGGUUGUGCCCAAAUCCUCACCUUGGUGCGUGGGCAGGGGGCUGGGCUGGCUUUGCUCCCUGCUGCCAGAGGUGGGUGCCCUGGGGUGGGCACUGCGCGACCCGCAGGCUUUAUUUACAAACAGGCGGGAGCUGGCACAGGGCAGCCGGGCACCAGUGGGACCCAGCGGCCUAUAAUGUUAAUUAUCACCACGUAAUUAAAAGCCCAUAAAAAGCC